GGAGAACAUGGCGUCCAUUAUUAGAGACACAAGUGAGAUUUGGAGCCGACUAUUCCGUCAUCGACCAUUUAUUCAAGGUGAAAUUACAUUCUUUCUUCGCGAAUUUCAGGAGAAGAGAGACGACCGAGAAGUGGAACGACUUUUCAAGAUACUUGAAUAUUCAACAGAAUUGAAAGAAAGUCAACUCGAUCGAGCAGAACAACUUGGAGAUUGUCAUUUGCCAAGUUUGAAAGCAAAUGUUGAUGUUGCCCUGAGUAUGUGUGAAAGAGUCCUCCAAAGGGAACAAGAUUUUGACAGUGAUAUAGCAUUGCAAGAAAAUAGAGAAAUAAGAAAAUUAGAAUGGGAAAAGUUUGUUAAUGAUAUGAGUGAAAAGUGUGAAAAAGUAAAUCAAACUUUUGAUGAAAAAGAGAAUGAAAUAAAAGAAUUUUAUAUUGACUUAGAAAGAAAGUUACAUAUUACAUCAUAA
This is a messenger RNA of Frieseomelitta varia, 466 nucleotides long. RefSeq names its product biogenesis of lysosome-related organelles complex 1 subunit 5 (gene Muted). Gene Ontology annotation, cellular component: BLOC-1 complex; transport vesicle. Bases 8 to 466 code for a protein of 152 amino acids. The record is from RefSeq and is a predicted model, not a curated record. Lineage: Eukaryota; Metazoa; Arthropoda; Insecta; Hymenoptera; Apidae. The transcript is spliced from 4 exons.